GGCGGCGGCGGCGGCGGGGGGUCUCCAAGAUGGCGGCUUCCAUCUCGGGCUACACGUUCAGCUCCGUCUGCUACUGCAGCGCCAACAGCAGCGCCGACCACGAAGGAUUUCUGCUAGGAGAGGUAAGACAAGAAGAGACCUUUAGCAUUAGCGACUCGCAGAUCAGCAACACCGAGUUCCUACAAGUCAUCGAAAUCCAUAACCACGAGCCUUGUUCAAAACUCUUUAGCUUUUACGACUAUGCAGGCAAGGUUAAUGAGGAGAGUUUGGACAGAAUUCUUAAAGAUCGAAGAAAAAACGUUAUCGGAUGGUACAGAUUUAGGAGAAACACUCAGCAGCAGAUGUCCUAUAGAGAGCACAUCAUUCAUAAACAGCUGACCCACAUUCUCGGAGUGCCUGAUCUUGUCUUCCUUCUCUUCAGCUUCAUUUCCACUGCAAAUAACUCCACCCAUGCUUUAGAAUAUGUGCUUUUUAGACCCAACCGAAGGUAUAAUCAAAGGGUGUCACUUACUAUUCCCAAUCUAGGCAACACCAGUCAACAGGAAUACAAAGUCUCUUCAGUGCCAAAUACUUCUCAGAAUUAUGCCAAAGUUAUUAAGGAACACGGUACUGAUUUCUUUGACAAAGAUGGAGUGAUGAAGGACAUCAGGGCUAUAUAUCAGGUUUAUAAUGCACUUCAGGAAAAAGUACAGGCAGUUUGCAUAGAUGUAGAAAAAAGUGAACGCGUUGUUGAAUCCUUUCAAGCUGACGUAAACAAGUUAAAAAGGCAAAUCACACAGAGAAAAAACGAAAAGGAACAAAAACAAAGGCUGCAGCAAGCAAUUUUAAGCAGGCAAAUGCCAACAGAUAACCUGGAACCCAUGUUUGUCCCACGAAUGUCCUACACUGGAUUCGCCGUGGAAGGCUGCACGCUCGAAGAUUCAGAUGUCUCCGAUCCUCCCCCGCCGUACUCUGAUCUCAAUGCGAGCAGUCAAGAAAGUACUGUCGGUCACGGUCUCCUAGAAAGCAAUGCGUUCAUGCCUCGGCCUCAGGCAGUAGGUUCUUCCAGUUACGUUUCGACAAACGCGGGAUUGAAAUAUUCUGGUAAUGGAGCAUCCAUGCCAGCUUCCCAAAGAGCGGUUGGUGACAAUGUUGACGAGUCAGAAGACAGUGAUUACGAAAACUUGCUCGAACCCACGGAGUCGUCUGACAGCGAAUACUCACAGACCAGGGAUCCCCGACCUUCAGCACAUCCUGACGGCGAUUCCAGGAACGCUCAAACUUCUCAGAUUUGAUAGGGGGAAAAACAAUCAACGUGACACUGGGUUGGUUUGUUUUUUCAUAAUCGUUACAGAGAGAUUUUGGGGAUUUAACCUGGAGGAAAUGAACUACACAGGAUUACUGUGCACGCGAUGUAGAAGACUUGCACUAGAGGGUUUGUUCACCUUGUGAUACAUUUUGCAAGUUUUAUAACGAAAUCAUUAGGAUAAUCAAGUUGUACUAAUACUGGUGAGGUUCAUGGACGUACUGGUAAAUUUAGGCAAAAUGAAAUGGAUAGAAAUCUUGUAGCUUUCGUUGCCGUAUUUUCUUUAAGACGAUAAAUUGGGUUGUAGUAACUAAGCACAGUUAGCCUACAGAUAAUGUUCUCAGAUCAAAACUUACCUCUUGCACUAUCAUGCCUUGAAUUUUAAUUUUUGAAAGGGAAAAAUGUAUCAGCCGCCUUCAAAAUAGCUUUCUCUGGUAAGCCAAAUUGGCCUUUGCGAGCAAAGAAACGUUGCUAACUCUGAGGAGCCUGAUUGAAACAGAUGUGGUCGACCUAUCGGCAUGCUCUUUUAACAGAGAAGGGGUUUGUUUCGACUUUUUUACUAGCAGAAUGUGUGCAUCACUUAAAAAGAUGGUUGCCUUUUUUUCUGUAAAGGGUGUUGGGGGGGUGGGAUGACUGGUAAAAUCAUCCAAAUGAAUGUCAUAGAUAUUAUUCUGGUGUUGCUGGGUUUACAGUGACUUUACGCCACACUAGCCUCAUUUCGUGUCUCGUUUGUUAUUUUAGUAUGAAUGCAAAGUGCACAUAGAGGAGUAAAUGACUGACGGAAGUAGUCAAUUCCACCGUGAUGGGACUUUGGAGUCCGCAAAUUGCGAACGUCAGAAACUGCUUCUUGCGUUUUAUUUGCAUCUGAAUAUUGGGUUUACACUUCUGUGUGAGUUAUUUUAUGUAAUAAAUAGGGGACGGGGUAGGAGAAGAUUGUUUGGGGAGUCCCCUGGGCUUAUUACCUCUCUUCUCUGGAUGGAAUGUGUAAAUGGUUAUUUUAAUUUGAGUUACAGCUCUCAUCCGAAAAUUGCCAUUUGGGAUACAUGAAGUGUGGGAUAUUUAGAGAAUUUCACGUUUGGAUGCACUUAUUUUUUAUUUAAUUACUGCUUGUAUACUAACAUUGCCCAAAAUAUGUGAAAUUGUGCCACUAAAAGGUUUGUAUUAUUGGACUUUUAUCCCGGAUCUGUAAAUGAGAAAACACGCAGUUAAGAUGAGGAUAUCUUAAGCAUGUCACACUUUGGGGUGUGAAUAACCACUUCUUUGGUUUCUACCCAGAAGAACAAAGCAGUUGCUUGAAAGCUCAAAUGUAUCAGAUUUGGAAAAAGACUCAAAUUUCAGUCUGCAUUGUAUACGUAGGCAAAGGUCUGCUCAUUAGCCUCUCUUUACCUGUACUGAAUUAAGCAAAAUGGCUUUGGAAAAAGGAGGUGUUAAAGUUGCCUCCCUUCUGUCGAGUGUUUCCACCUUUAAGCAUCUCGUGGUCUAUUUUAACUAUUUUACAUUAUUCUCGUUAGCCUUAAACUGUUGCAUUUUGUCUUUGAGUGUUGCAAUCCAUUUAACAGAGACCUUGUUCUGGUUUUAUCGCCGGCUAUCUGCAAGCACCUGUGUGUAGUCCAGGUGUUCUAGACGUGUGUGUGUCAAAAUCAGAGCUGACAAGAUGGCAACUACAGUUUUAUUUUUAUUCUGCACAGAACCCUGCAAAAUGUACAUCUCUGACAAAGCAGUUAAAUGUGACAAUAAAAUCUUAUUUAAUCCUGUAAUUUAUAUUUUAAUAUUUGUCAGGCUCUAUGGCAAUGAAAUAAUUCACCGGAAUACAGAAAAGCAGCUUCAAAUGGA
Messenger RNA from Oxyura jamaicensis (ruddy duck), 3118 nucleotides. RefSeq names its product abraxas 2, BRISC complex subunit (gene ABRAXAS2). The transcript has 9 exons. Gene Ontology annotation, cellular component: nucleus. The record is from RefSeq and is a predicted model, not a curated record. Gene Ontology annotation, biological process: attachment of spindle microtubules to kinetochore; mitotic spindle assembly; protein K63-linked deubiquitination. Bases 30 to 1274 code for a protein of 414 amino acids. Gene Ontology annotation, molecular function: microtubule binding; polyubiquitin modification-dependent protein binding. Lineage: Eukaryota; Metazoa; Chordata; Aves; Anseriformes; Anatidae.